AUGCGCCAGCGCGGUCGGGCAAGUGUCUGGCUCGGUGUGGUGUCCAUGUUGCUGCUCUUGACACAGCCAACUGGCGCUUGGAUUGCGGUAUCAGAGGCAAACACGACAACCGAGGGAACGACACUCGCGGGAAUGACAACGACCGGGACCUUGGCGCCGGAACCGUCCACAACCACGACAGCCGAGGGGACGACACAGACGCCUGAGUGGCGCACAACAACAACAGCAGCACCGGUGCCCGAGGGGACAACGACCGAGACCUUGACGCCGGGACCGUCCACAACCACGACAGCCGAGGGGACGACACAGACGCCUGAGUGGCGCACAACAACAACAGCAGCACCGGUGCCCGAGGGGACAACGACCGAGACCUUGACGCCGGGACCGUCCACAACCACGACAGCCGAGGGGACGACACAGACGCCUGAGUGGCGCACAACAACAACCCCGCACGUUUCCCCCUUCACGGAAUUCCUCUGGAUCACGGAUGUGCACUAUGAUCACUUUUAUUUGGACGACACCUCAUCCUGUAGUUCAAACGUUGGAGACUCUCGGCCCGAAUUUGGGCGCUCUGAUUGUGAUGCCCCCUUUGCCUUGUUGAACGUCUCCUUUGAGGCAGCCAAGCUUGCUCUGCCGGACCCUGGCUUUGUGCUUGUCACCGGAGACUCCGUGCGCCACGACAUGGAUGAAAACUUUCCCGAUAGCACGAAACGCUUGCAACUGGUUCACGACACGCUGCAAAACGUCUCCACUCUGCUGGAUGCACACUAUGAGCGCAGCCUACGCCUCCACUCACCGGCGACUGAAGCCCAUGAGGCUGUUCUAAACACCUUUGGUAACAACGACGUCCUAGUCGACUAUCAGAUGGAUCUCGGCACCAAUAACACCCUCCUGCGCGCUGUGGCUGAUGCUUGGCGAGCAGUGCUCACUCCAGCUGAAACUCUCGAUGUGCAAACCGGUGGUUAUAUGGCCCGAAACGUCACCGAGCACCUGACGAUCAUCUCCAUCAAUACAGUGCUCUACUCCUUCAAACGCCUUCCCGCCACUGGUCGCCUUCUGCCCGACCCUUAUGGACAGUUUGCUUGGCUCAUCAAACAGCUUGAGCUCGUUCGUCAGACCAAUCGUCAGGCUUAUAUUGUUGGACACAUUCCCCCUGUGCUGGACUCAUACUUUCAUACCGACGAUCAAGUCAAGAACGAAUGGGCCGAGCAUUACGUGCAAACCUUCUACGAAAUUCUUGCCCCCUUCUCCGAACAGAUUCGGGCCUUUCUUUUUGGGCACUUGCAUAAAACCGAGUUCCGAGCCCCUCCGCCAGGUGUCAAUUUGUCCGCCCCCAUCAUUCUGUCCUGCGCGUUGACCCCCAACUUCGGUAACAACCCGAAUUUUGCCACCGUUGCGAUUCAUACCAACUCGAGUCAAGUUGCAAAUAUGAAGUUUUACAGUGCGCCAUUGGUAGUCAAUGGUACUGAUGGCUUGCUGCCCACCAUACCUGCAUUCACACAAGUGGUUGAUAUCAUGCAAGCUUAUCCCAAGCUGACAUGGAACGCCGAGGGCAUGAAGUGGCUUGCCUGCGAGAUCUGGUCCAACGCCACAGCAAAAGCCUUUUUCGAGCAGCACAUCCAAAAGGCUGGCUCGAGACUUAACGUUAUCGAACACUCGACCCAACAAUGGUACUGUCUCAUGACCCACGCUUACGCAAGCGAAUACAAAGCCUGUCUCGAGCUUGAGCCCUCGUAUUGCACUGCAGCAUUGACCACAACCACGCCAAGUUCCACCACCGUGGCGCCAAACAAGAGCAACAAAUACAAGCCUUCUAUGGGGAUGGCCGUGGGUAUUGGGGUGGGCUCGGUGGUCUUUGUCGGACUGACUUUGCUUCUCGCCACCUUCCUGUCACGCCGUCGAUCACCCAUGAGUGAAUACCAGGCACUCAUUGUGAACUAUAAUGAGGAGGAAGAGCACAUGGGAGUGAUUUGA
Messenger RNA from Monosiga brevicollis MX1, 1974 nucleotides. RefSeq lists its product as uncharacterized. The record is from RefSeq and is a predicted model, not a curated record. NCBI's taxonomy places the organism in Eukaryota, Choanoflagellata, Craspedida, Salpingoecidae. The coding region runs from base 1 to 1974 and encodes 657 amino acids. The transcript has 6 exons.